AAUUAUGCACAGCCGAUUCCAUCUUUCCCGCCUCAGAGCAUUUUCCCGCUCGGAGCAAAACCCUAACCAGCGAAAUGGGGACGAAGCAUCACUCUUCCUCCUCCUCCGAUCCAAUCGACGACCCGAAGAAGCGCCGUCGCGUCGGUUUUGCUAAGACUGAUACUGGAAUUGAAGCCAACGAGUGCAUUACUAUAUACUUAGUUUCAAGUAAAGAGGAUGUGGACUCCCCAAACAGUUUCUGUCUUGAGCCAGUUGACUUGAAUAAUUUUUUUGAAGACGAUGGCAAAAUUUUUGGGUAUCAGGGUCUGAAGAUCACUAUUUGGGUUAGCUUGAUAUCCUUUCAUGCUUAUGCUGAUAUUUCCUUUGAAAGCUCAUCAGAUGGAGGAAGAGGUAUCACAGAUCUAAAGUCUGCUCUACAGAAUAUUUUUGCUGAGAGUCUCGUUGAUGAAAAAGAUGCCUUCCUGCAAACAUUUUCAACUGAAAGCCAUUAUGUCCGAUCUGUUGUCUCAAAUGCUGAAGCAUUGCAGCUUAAAGUUUCAAAUGGCUGUAGCACUGAAUCUAAUUGUCUUUCGGUAUCAGAGCCUUUUGAUGCAGAGGUAUUCCGGAUUGUUGGCAUGCCUGUAGGACACCUUUAUAGCAGAUUGGUGCCACUUGUACUACUUUUAGUGGAUGGUAGCAAUCCUAUUGACAUCCUUGAUCCUAGAUGGGAGAUUUAUCUCCUAAUCCAGGAAAGGAAAGAUACCCAGGAAGAAAGCCUUUCAAGGUUGCUUGGUUUUGCAGCUGUCUACCGUUUCCACCGUUAUCCUGAAAGUAAACGCUUGCGACUUGGGCAGAUACUAGUUUUGCCUCCUUACCAGCGUAAAGGUUAUGGUCGUUUUCUUCUUGAGGUGCUGAACAGGGUUGCAAUAUCAGAAAACGUAUAUGACCUGACUGUUGAAGAGCCAGAGGAUUCUCUUCAACAUGUUCGAUCGUGUAUUGAUGUGGAGCGUUUGCUUGUAUAUGACCCAAUCCAGCAAGCGCUAAACUCAGUUGUAUCACGUUUAAAGCAGGAAAAUCCUUCUAAAAAAAGCUACACUUGCAAGUAUGGUCCUCCAGUGAAUGCUGUUGAAGAUGUGAGGAAAACUUUGAAAAUCAACAAGAAGCAGUUUGAGCAAUGUUGGGAGAUUCUUAUUUAUCUUAGCUUGAACCCAAUUGACAAAUAUAGGGAGACGUACAGGACAAUUGUUUUGCACAGAGUAAAGGCUGAAGUUGUUGGGAAAGAUUCAGAAGGCAACGGGAAACAGGUGAUUGAUGUACCAACUGAAUAUGAUCAGGAGAUGUCAUUUGUGAUGUUCAAAUCGCAAAAUGGUGAAUCUAGUAGCAUAGAGAAGGCUGACAA
Molecule: messenger RNA, 1378 nt
Organism: Nicotiana tabacum (common tobacco)
Lineage: Eukaryota; Viridiplantae; Streptophyta; Magnoliopsida; Solanales; Solanaceae
Source: RefSeq, a predicted model, not a curated record